Molecule: messenger RNA, 1530 nt
Organism: Pyrenophora tritici-repentis Pt-1C-BFP
Lineage: Eukaryota; Fungi; Ascomycota; Dothideomycetes; Pleosporales; Pleosporaceae
Product: glucan 1,4-alpha-maltohexaosidase precursor
Biological process (GO): carbohydrate metabolic process
Molecular function (GO): hydrolase activity, hydrolyzing O-glycosyl compounds; calcium ion binding
Source: RefSeq, a predicted model, not a curated record
AUGACUUCAGAAGAACAGAAACCCACACCUGAGAACGAAACCCUCUUCCAGGGCUUUGAGUGGAACGUUCCAGAUGACCACAAACACUGGAAACGCCUCGCCGAGCAAGUCCCCAAACUCAAGGCCAUCGGUAUCAGCAACAUCUGGUUGCCUCCUGGCUGCAAGGCCGCCAACCCCAAGGGUGUCGGCUACGACAUUUACGACCUCUACGAUCUUGGUGAAUUCGACCAAAAGGGUGGCAAAGGCACGAAAUGGGGCACCAAAGACGAGCUCCUUGAACUAGCCAAAGUGGCUAAGGAGAACGGUGUAGGUCUCUACUGGGAUGCUGUACUCAACCACAAAGCCGGAGCCGACAGGACAGAAAAAUGCCGCGUCGUAGAAGUCGACCAAAACGACCGAACCAAAGAAGUCGGAGAAGCAUACGAGAUAGAAGGAUGGCUAGGCUUCGACUUCCCCGGCCGCGGCGACCAGUACUCCGCGCAAAAGUACCACUGGGAGCACUUCUCCGGCACAGACUACAACCAAGCCAACGAAAAGAAGGCCAUCUACAAGAUCCUCGGCGACAACAAAGGCUGGUCCUCCUCUGUCGAUGACGAGCAAGGAAACGCAGACUACAUGAUGUUCGCCGACAUCGACUACUCGCACCCCGAAGUGCAAGAAGACGUCAAAAACUGGGGUGUGUGGAUAACCAAAGAGCUCGGCCUCAAAGGUUUCCGCCUCGACGCCGUCCAGCACUUUAGCUCCCGCUUCACAAACACAUGGAUCGACAACCUGCGCGAGCAAUGCGGCUCCGACAUCUUCGUCGUCGGCGAAUUCUGGUCCGGAGACGUGCAAAUCAUGAGUGACUGGCUCGACCAAAUGGCGCAUAAAUUCGCCCUUUAUGACUCCCCGCUCCUGAACAACUUCGGCACCUUAUCAACAACCGAGAACGCAGAUUUGCGAACGGUUUUUGAUAACACGCUUGUGAAAAUCCGCCCCACGGACGCCGUGACUGUGGUUACCAACCACGACACCCAGCCCGGCCAGGUCAUGGAAACGAAAAUCGAGGGCUUCUUCAAACCACUCGCGUAUGCGCUCAUCUUACUCAGAUGUGACGGCUACCCUUGCCCCUUCUACGGCGACCUCUACGGCCUCGCUGAACCACACGAGACACCAGCGUCCUGCGGCGGGAAACUCGCAGACUUGAUUCUCGCAAGGAAACUCUUCGCGUACGGCGAUCAGGAAGACUACUUCAACGAGGCAAACUGCAUCGGCUUUGUAAGGAGGGGUACGUGGGAUAAGAAGGCUGGUCUGGCUUGUGUGAUGAGUAAUGCGGGUCCGGGCGAGAUUAAGAUGGCCGUGGGGGAGAUGCAUGCGGGGCAGAAGUGGACGGAUUUGCUGGGGUGGGAGGAGGGCGAGGUUGAGAUUGAUGAGGAGGGGUACGGGGUGUUUAGGUGUUCGGGCACGAGUGUUAGUGUUUGGGUUAGGGGGGAUGCCGAGGGCAGGGAGCAGUUUCCUACAAACUUUGAUGCGGAUGUUUAUGGGAAGUAG